AUGCAGCAAGAGAUCAGCGAACUAAUCGUACUACAGAUCAUAUAUACGCUACUAGUACUCAAGAAUCAGACCCAUAAUGUGGCAGUGAUCAAUGCUAAAGUCUCGCUAGUUAAAUUGACAAAUGAGAUACAAAACAAUGUGCUGGUGAAUCAAAUGGUUGAUCAUGGAGAGACUAAACUAGAUAUCAAUGACAUAUUGAUGAUAGUAAAAAGAGUCUUUCCUAACCAACGAAUCUCACUAGUAGAUGGACAACUAAGUUUCCAUAACUUACAGCUAAAAGAAUUACAGAACGGAAUACAUGAACGAUACGACAAGUUCUGUCAAGAACAACAAGUUGCAAUCGCUAAGCUCGAAGAUGAAAUAAUCAAUCCAAGGAAGAAACCCCGCACACAAACGAACGUUGAUCCAAAACGUGAGAAACUUCUACAACUAUACCGAGAUACAGUACUAAACAAACUACAAGCCAAGAGUGGAGGAACCAAGAAGGAUCUACAAUGGCUAUACGAAACACUAGUAAGUGAAGGGAACAUCGAAAAGAUAGUGAAAGAAAUCAUCGAGAUCGACAGAAUAAAGAACGAUACCCCUAGUAGUGUCCACGAUCUACAACUGGUACUCCAACGAAGUAUAUGCGAUGGGAUAAUGAGUAGCAUGAGUGGUACUGAUACCUGGUUUGCCGCGAGACAACUUCAAAUCGAUUUUGAAGAUACAGUACAAUUCAUGAGAAGAGCACUAGAGUAG
Molecule: messenger RNA, 738 nt
Organism: Torulaspora delbrueckii
Lineage: Eukaryota; Fungi; Ascomycota; Saccharomycetes; Saccharomycetales; Saccharomycetaceae
Gene: EAF5
Product: Eaf5p
Exons: 1
Coding region: 1-738 (245 amino acids)
Source: RefSeq, a predicted model, not a curated record